AUCGUUGUUUUCUAUCGAAAUUACAUCAUCUUUUGAGCGCGGCAAACCGAUCAUAUAAAAACGAAACAGCGUGGACGCAUCAACAUUCUGUUUCAGUGCUCUGUCGUGUUCACUUUUACUGAAUUUUUACCUGCCCUUUUGGUAUUUUACCGUUGUGGUGUUUGAGAUUUACUCAAGUUUUUUAUUACGAAGAUCGAAGAUACGAAAAUGUCGACUAUUAUUGACUAUUCCUACUUCAUUAACUCGAAAUCGGCUAGAAGAAGACCGGCUUUGACAAGAGAAAUAACUAAACGGCAAUAUGGUGGCCCCAAGGAACAAAUAUCACUCGCCGAAGGAGUUCCAAAUGAAAUCACUUUUCCGUUUGAGUCUAUUACUGUAAACCUAAAAGAUGGAUCGAAGUUUGACAUUGUCGGCCAAGAAUUAGCUUCCGCUCUGCAAUACAUUCCAACCCAAGGCUAUCCAGCGUUGGUGAAAUCGGUCAAGACCUUUACUCAAGAUGUACAUAACCCUCCUGGUUGGCAAAAAUAUGAAACUCUGAUAACUAACGGAUCCCAAGAUGGAAUGAGUCGUGUUCUGGAGAUGGUUUUGGAGGAAAAUGAUAGUAUGCUGGUGCAAAAUCCUUAUUAUGCUGGAACGGAGGCCAUCAUUAAACCUCUGAAUGUUAACGUUAUUGGAAUUGACGAAGAUGAAUUUGGAAUCGUUCCGCAAAAACUCAUCGAUGCCUUGGAAAACUGCAAAAAGUACACAGAAGAAGGGGGAGGGAAAAUGCCAAAAAUUAUCUAUUUAAACCCAACAGCAUCAAACCCAUCUGGAAGAACAAUACCGACGGAAAGAAAAAAAGAAAUAUACCGAAUUUGCUGUAAAUACAACAUUCUUAUUCUCGAAGACGAUGCUUACUACUUCUUACAUUUCCUGGAUGAGCAACCUGUCUCAUUUUUAAGCCUUGAUACUGAAGGAAGAGUUAUCCGACUAGAUUCCAUGUCAAAAGUCCUUAGCUCCGGACUCAGACUGGGUUGGGUCACUGGACCAAAGAGGUUGAUCCAAAAUAUAGAGAUACACAUUUCAAGCUGCAUCCUUCACUCCAGUGUGCUUUCACAGGUCAUUCUUCAAAACCUGUUUGAAAAAUGGGGCAACAGUGGUCUUCUUGCUUACUUUUCAAGAGUUGCUUCAUUCUACAGAGUAAGGCGUGACUACACUGUCUCAUGCAUGGAGAAACAUCUCAAAGGACUCUGCGAAUGGGAACUACCAUCAGGCGGCAUGUUCAUCUGGUUCAAGGUACUUGGUGUAUCUGAUGUCUACGAUAUGUUGUUAACCAGAGGCCUAAAGAAACACAUCACCUUCAUUCCCGGACAAAACUACAUGGCGGAUCCUACAGCAGCCUGCAGCUACGUCAGAGCUUCAUACAGUAAAGUUGGUUUGAAGCAAAUCGACAAGGCCAUGCAGAUUUUGGCUGAGUUGAUAAGGGAGGAACACUUGUUGUUGCGCAGGAAAUUGGAUAGUUUAGAUGACGAAAUGAUAAUAAGAUAGGUUUUGUAAGAACGUAGCGCAGAAAUGAAAAAACGAAAAUUUGAUGGAACGGUAUUCCUUCAAAUUUGCUUACUGGAAGCUCAAACCAAGUUUCUAGUGCUGAUCUGUUGACAUCUUAUCCAUUAAAGAGGGAAGCUUAUUAUUCUGACCAUAACCGAUAUGGUUUGUAUAUACAGUUAUAUUGAAUUUAACUAAAAAUUACUCAGAAUUCAAGUAUUAUGUAGUACAUUGCCGAACUUGAAGAGUUAUGGCGAAAUAUUGUACUGCACUACAUUACUUAUAGAGAGUUAAAGUAGGGUAAAUAUGUAAACUGUCUUGGACUCUAUGAGUCUCAAAAUUUUGAAAUUACGUAUAUCUUUAUUAAAUGUGAGUAAAUCUUAAAUUACGUGAAACUGUUAGACAUUUUACACGAUAAAUAAGUGAAUAAAUGUUUUUAUAUGUUUUAUUUUAAACAUGUGUAAAAAUUAAUUUCGAUACCUUUGUUGACAAUAAAUAAAACAGAAAAAUGAUCAAUAAGAACCAAAUUCUUAGUCAACUUACCUUUAAUUGAGAGGCAAAAACAGAUAAAAUGGUAUACUUAAUGGUGAAAAUAAAUCAGAUAGUAAAGCUUUUAAGGAGAUAAUAACAAGCAAAGUAUCUCAAAAAAGAUAUGUUCGAUGCAAAGCAUCUAAGUUCUCUUUUGGCAGCGACUUAUGACAUACCGAUGUCCAGUGCUAGAAGAUCGAUGAUGAAAUAUGCUUGUACCACUGGUGUAAACUUGUUUUAAGUACUCUUUCUUCCUAGUUGGUCGUUCGAUCCGGAAAUAGUGCCGCCAUGAAUUUUCAAUGAUUUCUCUUAAACUGCCCCCAUCUUUUUCUCCAUCCUCUGGAACUCUGAAGCAAAGGUUUAGCGGAGCUCGACCUCUUUUGUAAUAUGGUCCACCUACCUUGUUGGUGAUCAACCCGGGGCUCUCGCUCCUUGCACCAUUCCCUGCAAUGCCAGCUUGACAGCCACCACAUGACCAGAGGAAGCCGAGGUCUUUUAGGUCACAAUGUUUCGAAGCCUACGUGUCAUGUGCAGCUGACUAAGAAUAUACUCGUUGAUUCUUCUUGCGGUCCAGGAUAUUGGCAACAUUCUUUGACAGCAAAACAGUUCAAAUGCGUCUAUAGUGCGUUUAUCAACUUCCUCAAAAGACCAGCAUUCAGAUUCAUAUAGAAACAUCGAGAACACCAUUGUGUUUGCAAGCCUUAUUUCUGUAUCCAUGGUGAUGUGGUUUUUCCAUCUUUUGGUGAGUUUUGUCAUUGCUCCCUUAGCCAUACCUGACCUUCUUUUUAUUUCUUUGGUUCUUUUAUUUAUCCUCCGAAAUUAGAUAUGAGGGUGCCCAGACACACAACUUAAUUUACCACUGUGAUGUCAUUGAUUUUGACAAGGUCUGCCUGGUUGUAAUUUGUAAUUUCUUCUAUUUAUGAUCAUAACCUUUGUUUUUGAUUUAUUUAUGGACAGCCCCUGCUUACAGACUCGCUCGAUCUAACAGCUCCGUCAAUUCUUUCAAAGAUUCGGCGAAAAGCGUUGUGCCUUUUAUCUGUGUACCUACUUUAAGUAGAUACUUACGAUUAAGCAAUACGUAGUUAUUAGAAUACCUAAAUGUUUACAUUUAUAUUUUUGAUCUAACUUUAACCCUCUAAUCUACAGAAACCUAAAAUGAAACAGUUGAAUUGUUUUACAAAUGAAAAAUAUCUAUUUUAACUAUAGUAGGGACAUAAAAAUGCUGUUAACCGAUUUCAAAUGGGGUAAAUUUAGUAAAUCUUAGCCUUUGUGUAUUUAAAACUUACACUAGAGAUAUAUGUUAACUGCGCUACCCUUGAUGGGAUCAAAAGAUAUAUGUUUGUAUAUAUUAUACCUAUUAGAUAAUUAAGUACCUACUCUGUAUUGAUUCAUCAAAAGUAAUAAGUUAGAAUAUCGUUUAAGGUGUAGGGUUGAAAGUACAACAUUAUUUUACUAUUUUAUAGAAAUCGAUGAUCGAUGUACUUGCAUUGUAUUAAUGUCUGGGUUAAAAUAAAUAAAUAAAAAAAUUAGAAUAUUUUAA
Messenger RNA from Diabrotica virgifera virgifera (western corn rootworm), 3592 nucleotides. RefSeq names its product kynurenine/alpha-aminoadipate aminotransferase, mitochondrial-like. Bases 208 to 1527 code for a protein of 439 amino acids. The transcript has 5 exons. NCBI's taxonomy places the organism in Eukaryota, Metazoa, Arthropoda, Insecta, Coleoptera, Chrysomelidae. The record is from RefSeq and is a predicted model, not a curated record. Gene Ontology annotation, molecular function: L-kynurenine:2-oxoglutarate transaminase activity; pyridoxal phosphate binding. Gene Ontology annotation, biological process: biosynthetic process.